Ceraceosorus guamensis is the source of this 566-nucleotide messenger RNA. RefSeq lists its product as hypothetical. The coding region runs from base 171 to 491 and encodes 106 amino acids. The transcript is spliced from 3 exons. Lineage: Eukaryota; Fungi; Basidiomycota; Exobasidiomycetes; Ceraceosorales; Ceraceosoraceae. The record is from RefSeq and is a predicted model, not a curated record.
CUGCUGCUGCUGCGCGGGGGCAAGAGAGGGGAGGAAGCGUGUUUGUUACGGGAAGCUUGCUGCUUGUGGGAGGCGUCAUGGCUCAUCUGCAAAAAUGGGGAGCGCUGGAUGAGGCGCUGAACAGUGUUGCGGGCAGAUAGGGUUGGAGGGGGGAGGUGGAAGUUGAGAAAAUGUCCAGAACGAAUUCGGGGGUAUGCCAAGCUAUAGCUGGGGCAGGGACGGAAGCACUAGAGAUGGGGGAACUAAUCGACCAGACUGGCUUUGAGGGGGGGGGGGGGGGCGCGAAAUACCGUUCGUGCAUACGUUCGCUGGCGCGCGCCAUCCCUCGCAGGAAAUGGCAAACUCUCGUCUGCAGCGUCAGCGUUCACUGUUUCGCGCUUGCAGCACUGGUUCAUGGUUUGACGUUUGUUUUGGCCCCCUGCUUCGUCUGCUCAGCUGGUCUUGACGGGGGACAUUGCGAGCAUCAUUUUGCACGCUGCCCUCCCAAUUAGUUCGCGCUUGCAGCACUGUCAUGUUAUCGCAUUUCUUUUGGCCCCGCUUUGUCUGCUAGCUAGUCUUGACGGGAC